AUGAAAUUCUAUACUAUUUUACCAUUUAUUGCUGCUGUUUUAGCUACUGUUUCAAAUCUUACUUUAUAUGUUAAAUCCAAUGAUAAAGGAAUUCACAAUAAGGUAGUUAAUUCCAUUCAUGAAGGAGCAGCAGUUAAUUAUCUUUUUUUGAGUAAUUCAACUCAAAAAUUCCAAUAUAAUUCAACAGCUAAGUCACUUUAUGCAAUUGUUGAAAUUGGAGGUGGUCCAGAACCUUUUUAUUUUGGUACUUUCGAAGAUAAAAAUUAUCAGGUUAUAGCUGGUUUAGAAGAUGAAGCUCUCGGUGUUGAAAUUGCGGAUAAUGGGGAACUUCAAUUUGAUGGUGAUGUUUAUGCUGCUAAGAACAUUAAAGAUCCUUAUGACUACUCAACUGAAGAUUACUUUUUAAUUGAUCAUGAAACUAAUGGUUCAAUUCCUGUAAAACUUUAUGCAAAAUUUAGUAACAAAAAUACAACAAAAGCUAAUUCAUCUAUAAGUAUUACUACCAAGAAUGAUGGUUCUUCAAUUGGAAAUAGCAUUGCUGUGAUUAUUGCUGCUUUCUUUGCCAUGACCUUCUAA
This is a messenger RNA of Candida tropicalis MYA-3404, 576 nucleotides long. RefSeq lists its product as uncharacterized. NCBI's taxonomy places the organism in Eukaryota, Fungi, Ascomycota, Pichiomycetes, Serinales, Debaryomycetaceae. Bases 1 to 576 code for a protein of 191 amino acids. The transcript has a single exon. The record is from RefSeq and is a predicted model, not a curated record.